UCCGCUCAGUCACGUGACUCCUUCCGCUUCCUCCGUUCUGCAAGCCAUGGUUUUCUUCUGCUCCCAGUAAAACCAGUUAACACCGUAAAAUACCAGAUUACUUGGUAGUCCUGCUGCAGAACAUCUGACGGUCUGCUGGACCAAAAUAGUUACCCAGCUGUUGAGCGUUUUAGGAAUUUAUGGAUGAAAGUUCACCUCGUGCCAAAGUCAGAGCUGAAUUCUGGAUUUAAAGCACGCAGGUGUGGGUCGGAGGUUUUACCGGUUUCUCCGCGCAUGACAGAGACGAGCAUCACAUUUAUUCUGCCGUCCAAAGGUGAGGGGAGUGUGUGAGCUGAGGUUUGUCUCCAUCCUCUCGCUGAGUGAAGCCAACAUGCCAUCCAACAAAUCUGUGUCUGAUGCUCCCAUCACUCAGUUCAACAACUGCAGAAUACUGAGGGAUCACACACUGCAGAGAGAGGACCUGUGGGUGCGAGAAGGGAAGAUCUUAGACCCAGAGAAGCUGUUUUUUGAUGAGCAGGGCUUUGCUGACAGGAGAGUGGACUGUGAAGGCAGCAUCAUCGCUCCAGGCUUCAUAGACGUCCAGAUCAAUGGAGGAUAUGGCGUAGACUUCUCUCAGCCUUCUGAGGACGUCUCAGCUGGAGUUUCCCUUGUGGCCAAGAAGAUCCUGGAGCACGGCGUGACGUCCUUCUGCCCCACUCUGGUCACCUCUCCUCCUGCUGUCUACCACAAGGUUCUUCCUCAGAUCAAAGUACAAAAUGGAGGACGACACGGAGCUGGAGUUCUGGGUUUCCACCUGGAGGGUCCGUUCAUUAGUGCGGAGAAGAAAGGAGCCCACCCGCAGCAGUACCUACGUACGUUCCAGUCCGGAGGGCUCAGGGACCUGAUGGAAGCCUAUGGCAGCCUGAACAAUGUUGCCAUGGUUACACUGGCUCCUGAGCUGGCCUACAGCCAAUCAGUGGUCAGGGAGCUCUGCCAGAGGGGAAUCACUGUGUCAUUAGGUCAUUCAGUGGCCAACCUGUCUCAGGCUGAGGAAGCUGUUCAGCACGGAGCCUCCUUCAUCACUCAUCUGUUCAACGCCAUGCUGCCCUUCCACCAUCGUGACCCGGGGAUUGUGGGUCUCCUGACCAGCGAUCAGAUACCUGCAGGCAGGACAGUGUAUUAUGGGAUGAUCGCUGAUGGGAUCCACACCAACCCAGCUGCCCUGCGGAUUGCUCACAGAGCUCAUCCAUCAGGUUUGGUUCUGGUGACAGACGCGAUCACAGCGAUGGGUCUUCCUCCAGGUCAUCACACUUUAGGCCAGCAGGUCAUCGAGAUCCAGGGUCUCCAUGCCUACGUGGCAGGCACGAAGACGCUCAGCGGCAGCAUCGCCACCAUGGACAUGUGUGUUCGCCACUUCAAACAGGCCUCCGGCUGCAGUGUAGAAGAAGCUCUGGAAGCUGCCUCUCUUCAUCCUGCUCAGCUUCUCAGCAUCAGUCACAAGAAAGGGAAUCUGGACUACGGCUCAGAUGCAGAUCUUGUGCUGCUUGAUGACAACCUGAUUGUAAGAGCAACCUACAUCUCUGGAGAGGAGGUUUGGAGGAAAGGUUCAUAGAAGAAGAAGCCUGGCGACGGAGACUCUGUGCCUUGAUUAAUUCAGAUCUACGUGUGUUUAAUACACUCAGAUUUAUUUUAUCAAUGUGUUUUUGGUAUUAAAUUACUUCAGUCCUGC
Messenger RNA from Nothobranchius furzeri (turquoise killifish), 1708 nucleotides. It is a transcript of the gene amdhd2, whose product is annotated as amidohydrolase domain containing 2. NCBI's taxonomy places the organism in Eukaryota, Metazoa, Chordata, Actinopteri, Cyprinodontiformes, Nothobranchiidae. The record is from RefSeq and is a predicted model, not a curated record. Gene Ontology annotation, biological process: N-acetylglucosamine catabolic process. Gene Ontology annotation, molecular function: N-acetylglucosamine-6-phosphate deacetylase activity.